Cyclopterus lumpus (lumpfish) is the source of this 5164-nucleotide messenger RNA. It is a transcript of the gene add3a, whose product is annotated as adducin 3 (gamma) a. Gene Ontology annotation, cellular component: cytoskeleton; postsynaptic density; plasma membrane. Bases 538 to 2592 code for a protein of 684 amino acids. NCBI's taxonomy places the organism in Eukaryota, Metazoa, Chordata, Actinopteri, Perciformes, Cyclopteridae. The record is from RefSeq and is a predicted model, not a curated record. Gene Ontology annotation, biological process: barbed-end actin filament capping. Gene Ontology annotation, molecular function: actin filament binding. The transcript has 15 exons.
ACACAAACACACACCCUCAUUUGCAGAGGACACACACACACAAACACACACCCUCAUUUGCAGAGGACACACACACACAUACACAUACCCUCUCUCAUACACACUCACAGCUGUUGAGGCUUCUCUCUGUGAUAAACGCAGAGGAGCAGAGCCCACAGGAAUCUGGGAGAAUCUGCUGGCAGCUCGGAGCAAAGAGCAUCUAUACGGACGAUCUGCUCGGAUAAGUGGACCGACUGGUUUUUCUCAUCGCAGCCAGGCUCUCACUUUCCGUCAUUCAUAUCCCUCUCUCUUUUUCUCUCUCUCUCUCUCUCUCUCUCUCUCUCUCUCUCUCUCGUCUUUUCCCGGCUUCUCUCUGGGAACAAACUCAGUGUUGGAAUUUGAGGGCAGACUGCGAGCAGCAGAGAAAAAUAGAGACAUGUGUUUUGCCCCAGCUGCUUACUACUACUGCCUGAUCUCUCCCAUUCACUGACCGAGGAGGAAAUACAAGGUGAGAGUCAGAGCGGCGGCCAUAGAGCGAGCGAGACAGGUGAAGCAGGCAUGAGCGUGGACAGCCAUCAGGAGGUGGUGACCACCCCUCCCCCGGCGAGUGGAGGGACUAAGGAGCGCUACUUCGACCGCGUCAACGUCAACGAUCCGGAGUACAUCAGGGCCAGGAACAUGUCACCUGACCUCCGGCAGGACUUCAAUGUCCUGGAGCAGAAGAAACGUGUCACGCAGAUCUUACAGAGCCCCGCCUUCAAGGAGGAGUUGGAGAGUCUCAUCCAGGAGCAGCAGCGGAUAGGGAACAACCCCGCCGGGCUGCUGGCCCUCAGGCAGAUCGCUGACUUCUUCGUGGCCACCUCCGUGGCCGGCUUCAACACCUCCCCCCUCAGUCUGGGGAUGGUCACUCCCAUCAACGACCUGUACGGAGUCGAGUCCACCACGAUGGUGAAAGGCGAGAGGCUGACACGCUGUAAACUGGCCAGCACGUACAGACUGGUGGACCUGUUCAGCUGGGCCCACCUCUCCAACUCCUACAUCACAGGUCGAGUCAGCAAAGAGCAAGACCACAUCCUCAUCAGUCCCAGAGGACUGUCGUUCGCUGAGGCGUCUGCAUCGAAUCUGGUGAAGGUCAACAUCCUCGGGGAUGUGAUCGAACAGGGCUCCACCACCCUGAGGAUCGACCCUGCGGGCUUCAGCCCCCACGCUGCCAUCUACUCCAUGCGUCCAGACAUCCGCUGCAUCCUGCAUGUGCAAACUCCUGCCAUGGCUGCUGUGUCGUCCAUGAAGUGUGGCAUCCUGCCCAUUUCACAGGAGUCAUUGAUCCUGGGUGAUAUCGCCUACUACAGCUACCAGGGCAGCCUGGAUGACCAGGAGGACCGCAGAGAGCUGCAGAAGGCCCUGGGGCCCACGUCGAAGGUUUUGGUGCUGAGGAAUCACGGUGUAGUUGCUCUCGGGGAGACCAUCGAAGAGGCAUUUACCUACAUGUUUACUGCCCAAUAUGUCUGUGAAAUCCAGGUGAAGGCCAUGGCGUGUGCUGGCGGGGUGGACAACCUGAUAUUGCUGGACUCGGCCAAGUUGAAAGCACAAGUGCAGACAGUUAUCAAGGACGGGUCUAUCAACAUGAGUGGCAAUCAAAAGUGGAAGUUGGGCGAGAUGGAGUUUGAGUCUCUGAUGAGGAUGCUGGAUAACCUGGGCUACAGGACCGGUUACACAUACAGGCACCCCAUCAUCCGAGAGAAGCCCAGGCACAAGAGCGACGUGGAGAUCCCCGCCACGGUCACAGCAUUCAUGUUUGAGGAGGACGCGGACAGCUGCGCCACGCGGCUGCCCUUCAAGUUCCUGCAGCAGCGCCAGCAGAGGGAGAAGACGCGCUGGCUCAACUCGCCCAACAGCUACACCAAGGUCAGCGUGGAGGGCGGAGAGGAGCGCUACAACAGCCGGACAACCACGUGGAUGAAGGCGGAGGAGACGGGAACCCCGAUCCGGAUCGAGGACCCCAAUCAGUUUGUCCCUCUCAACACAGACCCCAGUGAGGUGCUGAAGAAGAGGAACAAAAUCAGAGAACAGAACCGCUUUGACAUGAUGUCGUCAGGGCCGCGCUCUCAGCACCUUGCAGGCAUCCCUGUUGAUGAACCGCGGCGGCCAUACGUGCCCACAGAGGAGGAGCAGAUGGCUCCCCUGCCUCCCAACCCCUUCAGUGAGCAGACAGAAAAGGUGCUGCAGGAGUACCGCACAAACGUGGAGAGGAGGCAUCUAGGCCCCAAUGAUGGAGAGCACGAGCUAACCUCCGACGACGGCUCCACUCUCUCUCAGUCUCUGUCUCUCACCCAGUCCCUGCAAAGCACUCCAGCUAAAGAAGACAACCACACGGGCCUGAUGAACGGCAAAGACAGCCACGGCGAUGUGGACGAGGAGCUGUGCAGGCGCGUCAGCCAGCUGACCACCAGCGUGGAGAGCGUGGAGAUCACGGUGCGCACCUGCGGCAAGAUCGAGGAGGCGCUGUCCCCCGAGAGCUCACCCUCCAAGUCCCCCAACACCAAGAAGAAGAAAAAGUUCCGCACCCCGUCCUUCCUGAAGAAGAACAAAAAGAAAGAGAAGACGGAGGCCUGAGAGCAGACGGGAGGGAAGAAGAAAGCGCGGCGGCAGCCAACCUUCUCUGUUUAAUGUCUGUGUUUUUAUUUUGUCUCCGUUUUCAACGUCCUUUUGUGUUUUUAAUUUUAUUCAAAUCUUUAACAAAAGUUUGUAUGUGCAAAAUGGCAGACAAAACGGAUCACGUAGAGAAAAAAAAAGAAUUGGUUUUCAACAACACCAAAAAAGAAAGGCCUCUCCUUCUGCUAGAAGACAUCAUGUUUGUGAAAUUGUGGGAUGGGCACGUGGAUGCACAAGUUAAAGUCGACUUGGGGGGGGUGUUGGGUGUCUGCAGCACUCCAACAGGGCUUUGAUUUAGAAUAACUGGUUCCCAGGCCGAAGAUAGAACUGGAAACCACCUCGCUUAUUUCUUGCGUCGAAAUCGAAUUUCAUUCAAUGAUUACGUUGCAACAUUGUUGUUAAACUGCACAAGUUGAAACUAAAUCUUUGUGUUUUUAAGUUUUAGUUUUUGCAUCCUGGCCACCUGAGUCUCCACAGAGAUCUGAGAGGCCUCAUGACAUUUGAAGUCACACUGGAAAACUGGUCUGCGAAGGAGGUUUGUGUCGAUCCAUUUAGCUUCUGAUGCGAACCUUUUCUUCGGCUGAUUGUGGUUGAACUAGAAGACGGGGUUAGAAACUGGACCAGACAACAUAGUGAGGACGGAGGCUGGCGGUUUAUGACAACUAGGUCAACGAGCCGCCGACUCGCGCAAAUAUUUAUGUAGCAUUUUCACAUCUUCUCCUCUUCAUCUCAAUGUUGUUAUUGCCAAACUAAAAAGAGGAAACGAUCUCAUUUCAGUAGAGCGUCACCAUUUGUGUCUAGUUUGUCAUCUCGUGAAAUGUGAUCUUUUUUUAUUCAACACAAAUUUGGUAUUAGUCAACUCUGUUUUGUACUCAUUUGUAAGCUUUUACAGAGAAUUACAGCAGUUACGCACGUUUUCUGAAUUUAUAUGGCUGACUAUGUUCUUUAGUGAUGCCCGAUUGCUGACAUUAUAUUCUAAUCUUCAGAGUACACAAAUUUACUAUAUAACGCAGAUAUAUGAAAACUGGAUGAUAUGUUGGCUAUAGAUUUUUAACUAUAUAUUUUUUAUUUUAUUGUGCUGCACUUUUCUCUUGUGGUAUAUCACCCAUUUCAGUUGCAGGUGGUUUCAUCAGUGAAGGAGAUUGUGAAGUAAUUUGAUAAAAGGUGUGCAAGUAGCAAGCAAGGCAUGUUGUCCGAGAACGGGACCCCGAAAGUGAGUCGAACGAGAGUCUUUUUUUUGGUGUCGCACAUGAGAAAUCAUCUCCACUUCUCAACAAAGAGAAACAGGAAGUGGACUGUCGAAAUACUGAGUCCAAAUAUCUGCAGUCGCCAGCUGAAAAGAGAGUCACGGGUCGGGAAGUGAGGAGCUUUUUACUCGGUGUUUUGUGCGUUUGUUUUUGUUUUUGUUUUUGAAGCCAUACUCAAUAUAUUUUUCCCUCCAUUGUUUUUUAUGAUGAGACAAGGGUUGCGACCGUCGUCUGCCUGCUCGGGCGUCAAGGACCCUAACAAGACCUCUGUUAAAUCUCCCCAGUGACUGCAUUGACACCCCUCAGGCGGCCCAAAACUUUAUUUCUUUUUUCAGUAGCUUCAUCCACAGCAGCUUUAUUUGCCAUUGAUUUCCUCCUGGACCUGGAACAUUACAAGGGGCACAUAUGGACAUUUGUAUUUCUAUUAGAUCGCUCCGAGAGCCCAGUCGUCAUUUCAGCUUCUAAAGCCUCCCCUCGUGUAAUUUGUCCAGUAAACACGACCGUGCAGUAACUGUCAGAUGACCCACAGAUGAACUCUGCAAAGCCAAAGUGUAAUGGGUUGCCACAUAUAUAUAUCCUCCCCCCAGCAGUUUAACCAGAUGUACUAAUAUCCCAGCUAGCAAUGUGAAGCAUUGGAUUUGGGGGCAGGGAGUGGGCGUAUAGCAACAAAUCUUUCGCUGUGUUAAACGAUAGCUUUUGUCUCUCGGCAAAGAGCUGCUGAGGUCACACAACUGGAACAUGGAGAAGGGAGGUGUGAGUUAGGAAAUGGAAGUGCAUAUAUAUUUCUAUAUGUUUGUGUGUGUGUGUGUGUGUGAGUGAGGUAGAGGGGGGGGGGGGGGUGCAGUGGUUAAGGACAACCUGACACUAGUGCACCAUCUUUUCAUCACUCAGACCGUCUUCUUCUUUCAUGCCAUCUCUCCUCCCGGGAGGUUCUCUUUCUUUUUUUUCUUCAUCCUCCAUGUUUAACGCAGUACGCGUUCUUUUUUUCUUUUAGUUUGCAGAGAGCGCUAGGCUUUUAUUUUUUAUUUUGUAUUAACCCUUUUAUGAGCAAAUUGCUCCCAGGUGAACUGUGCAUUGGAUCCUUGUUAUUUUCUCCACUUUUGUUUCCGACUGUUUGCACCUUGCUUUACUAAUGUUUUAAAGUAAAUAACGAGUUUUGCUUUGGCAUGCCAGAAUGAGUCAAGCUACUUUGUGACCUGUGAACAUCCAAUAUAAAUGGUUAUCAAAUGGAGUUGCUUUUAGAUGUAUUGCUAAUCAGUGUAAAUUCACAAAUAAAGCUGUAUUUU